AUGGUAGUGGAAAGACAAAGAGUCGAGGCCAAAAAUAAAAUAAAAUAUCUGGGAGUAAUAAUAACAAAAAACCUCAACUUCCUGGAACAUAUGAAAUACACGGUCGAAAAAGCCAAUAAAAAGAUCUCACAACUACGGAGACUGAUGCCGAAUGUGGGAGGGCCUGGUUAUUGCAAGCGCAGGGUUCUGUGCCAAGUAAUGCACAGCGUCCUCCUGUAUGCGGCGCCAGCCUGGCGCGAAGCCAUGAAGAUACAAUCUUACAAGGAAAGAUUAAUGGCCGCGCAAAGAAAAUGCUUACUGAUGGUUGCCGCUGCCUAUAGGACCAUAUCGGCCGAGGUAGUCCAGGUUAUGGCAGGUUUCCCACCGAUUGAUCUCAUGAUAGCAGAGAGAUGUUUCCUAUAUAAUAUAGGAGGCAGAUUAGCCGGCAAUAGACGAAUGAUUCUGACGGGACAUGGUUCGUUCGGAACCUUCACUAAAAGAAUCCGUAAAACCGAGGAUGACACAUGUAAAACAUGUGGGCAAAGGGACGACCCGGCCUAUGUCCUAUACGAAUGUGCGAGAUGGGGUGAGGAGAGAACCAGACUAAAAGAACAACUAGGAUGUGACUUGCCUACGGCAACCGAGAUCAUAGGGAAAAUGUUGGAGGAUAAAGCAACCUGGAACGCGGUAACGACGUACAUGACCGUAGAAAUGAACAGAAAGGAAAAAGUGGAUAGAAACUCUCAGGGAUAA
This is a messenger RNA of Diorhabda sublineata, 732 nucleotides long. RefSeq lists its product as uncharacterized. The record is from RefSeq and is a predicted model, not a curated record. NCBI's taxonomy places the organism in Eukaryota, Metazoa, Arthropoda, Insecta, Coleoptera, Chrysomelidae. The transcript has 2 exons. The coding region runs from base 1 to 732 and encodes 243 amino acids.